UCGGGCAUUUCGCAGCAGCCCGCGCCCCAGUCCAGGCCCGGCAGUGGGGCGCAUACCGACUCCGCUGCUACUGCUGCAGCGCCAGUUCCUGCUGCUCAACCUGCUCGACCUGAUAGCGGAAGGAGUGACGGCCUGGGCGGCAUGUUAACAUUGCCCAUGUCCAUGCCGCAAGCAUGCACCACACCCCUUGCGCCGGGAGGCAGUCAGCUGGCGGCUAUUCCCGAGGCGCUUGCGAUGCUUGACGUCGAUGGGAUUGCCGCAGUGGAGGUUCGGCCAGCCGGCGGGGUGAAGGGCAAGAAAGUCGACACAGAGCGAGCACGGCGCACCGUCAGCGGUGUUGCCGUGGCAAUUGACACUCUUGUCAGUAAGCUUCCCUCGCGGGAUGUCGUGCAGUCUUCCCCGGAUGGGGAAGAUAUUGGUGGGAAAGGCCCAAGGGGAGGCCAAAAGGUUGCGGACGACGACGAUGACAAGAGCGACUUACCGAGUGAGAACGACGCGUCAAGCGUUGGGGAUGGAAGUCAGGCUGCCAGCGCGUAUUCAGGCACGUCUGACCAGACGUCUGUCACGGAUGUGGUUGUGGAUGCCCGGCGCGGACGUCUGCUGCGGGCUCUGAACAAGCUGCUGCUUGGGCCCUCGCUGAUGACGCACCUCAACCGCCUCCGCCUGGCCAGCUACUUGAUUAUUGCCAUCAUGUUCCUGGCGCACGUCAUCUCGUACGUCGCCAUCACGGACCUUAUCAAGAAGCAGCACGAUAACGUAUAUGUCGUGUUUCGGCAGGCCAUGGCGAUGGAUAGGUGCCAGCUUGUACUCGUGCGGACCUUGCUGGGAGCGUUUUGUGAGCGAGACAACGUGUCCGCCGUUUCAAUCUGCUCCCGCAACCUCAACUACACGAUGUCCCGUUUGCAACUUAACAUUGGGCUGAUGGAGGAAUAUCACCAGGGUGUCUACUUGGGCUUGGAUACCUCCAGCGUAACACCGCCUGCCGCGGAGGUGUACAAGAUCUGGACAACACCCACGGUCGACUACCAGGUGUUUCUGGACACCCAGCCGCCGGAGGUCGUCACGCAGCGGGCCGGCGCCUGGCAUCUGGGCAACCGCUUCCUCGCCGCAGCCAGGGAGUCGCUGUACCUGCUCCCGUUGCAUCGGGAGAAUUACAAGUUCCACCGUACGUUCUCCUUCCUGCUCAAUAACGGUCUUGGGCCACUCUUCGCGGUGUACGCUGACAGCUUGGACCACCUCAUAAAUGCGGCCUGGGAGAGCGUCAGAGUCCUGCGCACGGACCUUAUCAUCCUUUUGGUCGUCGAGGCAUUGCUAGUACAAUUCUGUUGUACAGUGUACGAGCUUGUGUUGGUACAAAAAACCGAGAAUGCUCGUCUACUGGGUAUCCUUGCGAUUGUGGGCCUGCCGGGACCCGUGUUGCGGCAACUAGCGACCUCCGAGACCAAGAUAAGCUAUGACAGCGACGACGAAGGGGACGAUGAUGGCAGCGUGGCUGGGUCAGAUGACGAUCCUCGUACAGCCCUAGCUGCUGGCACUGGAGGUGUUGGAAACGGGGCAGGCGGUAUGGAUACCCGCAGAGUACAGCCGUUAGCAGCGGAUCUGCCCCAGCAGGAUUCCAACAAUAGCAAGGAUGCCGGCGCGCGGAAGGCGUCGACGCCACCCGACAACAUGAACCCCGCUGUUGAGGGAGGCGUCAACAAGGCCGGCACGGGGCUGUCUGCGGUGUCCGGGGACGAGGACGAGCCUGGCAGCGGCAGUGGUAACGCAAGAAAGGCUGGUCUGGCGUGCCGCACCUUCAAGGUACUGCAGAUGCAAGGCUCGAAGAAGGCAGCGACCCGUGGGUCGGCCAACGGCCGCAAGGCGGCAGAUGGCGGCAGUGGCAACCAGCGGCUUCGCAUUAACGGCAAAGUGUUGCUGCCAUCGCGAUGGAACAUAUCCAAGUUUACGGUUCCCUUCCUGCUGUGGAACCUGGCGGUGGUGCUGGUGUACGUAAUCACGCUGGCCAAGCUGGAAGGCAUGCAGGCGCCGCUGGCUUCCCUCAACAUGGCCUCACGCGUUACCUACCGCUACACCCGCGUGCGAGCCAUCACAAUUGCCAUGGUGACCCAGGAUGAUGCACCCUCGCGUGAUGUGUGGCGGCAACUGCUAUCAACGGAGCUCAGCAUCUUUGAGAGCGAAUACAAUGCGCUGAUGUACGGUGGCGAGCCGACAUCCAUGGUGAACGGAUCGUUCCGCCACGAGGUGCCAGCGGGAACCUUUGCCUCCUCAUCGUUUGCGCAAACCUUCUUCCGGGCCAAGGGCUGUCUCCGACUUGACCCCAGAGGCUGCCUGCAGCCAGGGGACCCAUACUACGAGGUGACACACAACGGCCUUGACACCAUGGUUCGCCGCAUGCUAACCGAGUUGCGGCUGCUAACGGAGGAUGACGAUGCCGACGCAACCUACGACAGCACACGGUGUGCCUUCAUGGGUGUUGUUGGCGCCAGCGACCUGUACGACGGGCUGCAGCAAGGGGCUCAGCUCUUUGUCGACUACUCCAUUAACCAGUACAACGCUGUCACCAAGAUGCACACGAUCCUGCUGGUGGUUUCCAUCGGCCUGGUGUUAGGCUUCUUCCUCUUCGUGUUGUGGCCACACAACGCCCGGCUGCAGCGCGACGCGGCCCGGCAGGGCGCGCUGCUCAGCCUGGUACCCGCGGAGAUGGACGUGCGGGCGCAUGUGAGGGGGGUGCUAAAGCGCAUCGGGG
This is a messenger RNA of Astrephomene gubernaculifera, 2746 nucleotides long. Lineage: Eukaryota; Viridiplantae; Chlorophyta; Chlorophyceae; Chlamydomonadales; Astrephomenaceae. The record is from the annotation of a GenBank genome assembly.